AUCGAGCUCUUACUUACAGACUUGCUUUCCACCAGCGGCGGCAGUGCUAACACAGCUCCGGCAGCGCGAGAGAGAAGAGAGCCACCCCUCUACCUGGAGAGGAAGCCAGGGACCGGGGGCAGUCAUGGCAGCGAACAUGUACCGGGUUGGAGAUUAUGUUUAUUUUGAGAACUCGUCCAGUAACCCACUGCUGAUCAGGAGGAUAGAGGAGCUGAACAAGACAGCCAAUGGGAAUGUGGAGGCCAAAGUGGUGUGUUUUUACCGGCGCAGGGACAUCUCCAGCACACUCAUCGCUCUGGCAGACAAACAUGCAAGGGAGCUGGAGGAGGAGAUGGAGAAUCCAGAGAUGCGGGAUCUCCCGGAGAAACAGAAACACCAGCUCAGACACAGAGAGCUCUUCCUUUCUCGCCAGCUGGAGUCUUUACCAGCCACACACAUCAGGGGAAAGUGCUGUGUGACGCUGCUGAACGAGACAGAAGCCCUGAAGUCCUACCUGGACAGAGAGGAUGCCUUCUUCUACUCGCUGGUAUACGACCCUCAGCAGAAGACCCUGCUGGCUGAUAAGGGGGAGAUCCGUGUUGGGAACAAGUACCAGGCCGACAUCACCGACCUCCUGAAGGAAGGUGAGGAUGAUGGCAGGGACCUGGAGAAAAUGGAGGAGAAGAUCUGGGACCCCAACAGCUCACUGACAGAGAAACAGAUUGAUCAGUUUUUAGUAGUAGCACGGUCAGUAGGUACCUUUGCCAGAGCUUUGGACUGCAGUAGCUCUGUCCGACAGCCCAGCCUACAUAUGAGUGCUGCUGCAGCCUCCAGGGACAUCACCUUGUUUCAUGCCAUGGACACCCUCCAUGCUACAGGCUACGACAUGACUCGAGCCAUCGCAGCACUGGUUCCUCAGGGUGGACCCGUCCUCUGCAGGGAUGAAAUGGAGGAGUGGAGCGCCUCGGAGGCCAACCUCUUUGAGGAGGCCCUCGAGAAAUACGGCAAAGACUUUACCGACAUCCAGCAGGAUUUUUUGCCCUGGAAAUCCCUGACGAGUAUUAUUGAGUAUUACUACAUGUGGAAGACCACAGAUAGAUAUGUACAGCAGAAACGAUUAAAAGCAGCCGAGGCAGAAAGCAAGUUGAAGCAGGUCUACAUCCCCAACUAUAACAAGCCAAACCCUAACCAGUUGAGUAACAAUGUAAAGCCAGCUCUGGUAAAUGGAGCAGCGGGUACAGCGGGUACAGUGGGUACAGCGGGUACAGCGGUCCCAGGACCUCCAGGCUCAGUGCCGACCCCAGGCUUGGGUAGAGCCUGUGAAAGCUGCUACACCAGCAGCUCCUACCAGUGGUACUCGUGGGGACCUCCCAACAUGCAAUGUCGCCUGUGCGCCUCAUGCUGGACCUACUGGAAGAAAUACGGAGGGCUGAAGAUGCCCACGAGGUUGGAUGGCGAGAGGCCCGGACCCAACCGUAACAACAUGAGCCCCCAUGGCCUGCCCCUUCGCCACAGCGGCAGCCCCAAGUUUGCUGUAAAGACCCGGCAGGCUUUUUACCUGCAGACCACCAGCCUAACACGGAUGGCACGUCGCACCUGCCAGGACAUCAUCAGACCUCGAUAUAUGGCCAGGCACCCCUACCUCCCAGUCAACACAGCAGCCAUCAAAGCAGAAUGUGCUCUGCGAUUACCAGACAGGCCAAAAAAGCCUUUGCCACUGAAACCUGUGGAACGUAAACCUCUGGAGUCUGUUGUUCGGUAUUUAGAAGCACAUCCCCGUCCAUCCAAGCCCAAUCCACCGACUCGCGGAGGGUCAAUCUCUACAGGCAGUCUGACACCUAUAAAGUCCUCUCCCAUCCUCAACAACGGCUCUCCCACCAUCCUGGGCAAGCGUACCUAUGAGCAGCACAAUGGACUGGAUGGUGCCAAAUCCAAAGUAUUGGCUCCACAGUGGGACAUUAUGGCCAAACGAAUGAGUGAAGCAGUGCGGCCCUCAUCGUCCCUCCAGGACGAGGUACAUGAACUGGACUGAGCACUCUGCGGGACAACCUUCACUGCGAACCUCAGUGAGCAGCGGGGGAUAUGAAUUGGAUGAGGCUUUUCCCACUAUAACCAUAGCCGAGGGCAGCUGAAAGGAGACGACAGCAUUGGCUACUUUUCUUCAAUCAGUAUGAGUCUAUCAGACUUCUGAAGACUAAUCGAUCAGUUUGGCUGUGGUCAAUCAGAAAAUGAGCCUGACUGUACAGGACUGUGUUUAUUACUUACAUUUCUCGUUAUUACUGUCUUUGUAAUUAUUGUUAUUGUUAUUUUAAUGUUUUUCUUUUUUCUUUUUUUACCAGUUAUAACUCAGCUUAUUUGUUUGUCGAUCAAACGUUGAAACUUGAAGUUUCAAGAAAAAUGCUUGCAAAAAACCCUGUGGAAAAGGGUGGAAGGAACGUAACAAAAGCCACUUGCAUCUUCUGUGUUUUUCUUUUUCUCAAGUUUAAAAAGAAAAAAAAAAAAAAAAAAAGAGAGACGCACUUUGAUUUCAGUGACACGAGUUCAAAAUGUCUUUUGUUUUUCUGAAUUUGAAUGCUUUCUAGGAAAUUUUCUGUUGUGUGAGUCGGCCCUGCUCUUCGCCCAGAGAGGUUUAACUUAUUGAGAAAGACUUGGUGUUUUUUCUACCUUUUUCAUAAGUAAUGCAUCUAUGCUUCUAAAGUGUAAUUAAAAAAGGAAAAAAAGAGGUAA
Messenger RNA from Maylandia zebra (zebra mbuna), 2706 nucleotides. RefSeq names its product metastasis associated 1 (gene mta1). NCBI's taxonomy places the organism in Eukaryota, Metazoa, Chordata, Actinopteri, Cichliformes, Cichlidae. Gene Ontology annotation, biological process: double-strand break repair; negative regulation of transcription by RNA polymerase II; response to ionizing radiation. Gene Ontology annotation, molecular function: transcription corepressor activity; sequence-specific DNA binding; histone deacetylase binding. Gene Ontology annotation, cellular component: NuRD complex; nucleoplasm. The record is from RefSeq and is a predicted model, not a curated record.